Molecule: messenger RNA, 2712 nt
Organism: Aspergillus campestris IBT 28561
Lineage: Eukaryota; Fungi; Ascomycota; Eurotiomycetes; Eurotiales; Aspergillaceae
Product: putative G-patch domain protein (TFIP11)
Exons: 1
Coding region: 91-2442 (783 amino acids)
Biological process (GO): spliceosomal complex disassembly
Cellular component (GO): U2-type post-mRNA release spliceosomal complex
Molecular function (GO): nucleic acid binding
Source: RefSeq, a predicted model, not a curated record
CCUCAACCCUCUCCAUGGCGUCAACUCACGCUGUAUGACCGAUUCUUUCCGUUUUGCACAUCCGUCAACUGUCGCUACACGGCCGUCUUGAUGGAUCCCUCCACGAACCCCGGUCACAAGCGCAAAGUCGCCGACAUGAGCUCCGACUCCGAAGAAGACGCCCGCCCGACCAUGGGCUUUCGCGGGUUCGCCCGUGCAUCCUCUCGCUCCGAGUCCCCUCCCGCGUCGAUGGGCGGUCUGGGGAGUGGUCGUCGCAAUCCGUGGAAGAACAAUGGGAGCAACAUGCCAUCCGGGAGGAGCACCCCGAGCGGCGGCGGAGGCGGAGGCGCCAAUUCCUUCGCCGCGCGCAUGAUGGCCAAAAUGGGAUAUGUUGAGGGACAAGGUCUCGGAUCCAGCGGUCAGGGUAUCGUCAACCCCAUCGAGGCUCAGGCCCGUCCGUCGGGUGCCGGUCUGGGUGUGGUCCGCGAGAAGACCAAGCAGGCGCGCGAGGAAGAGAAACGGGCUGCUGCUCAGCGCGGGGAGAAACUGGAGGACAGCUCUGACGAGGAACGCAAGAAGCGGCAGAGGAAGAAGGCGGAGCGCAAGAAGGAGGCUCGCAGUGGCUCGGGGACGCCGGUCGCGCGGCCGAAACCCCAGUUCCGCACAGCCCGCGAGAUGGAAGCGGACAUGGAAGGCCUGGAGGUGCCCAAUGUGCUCAAGUCGUUGGUCGAUGCUACCGGGAAAGAGCAGCGGGUGCUCACGUCGACUGCUGGUUUAAUGGCGUCCCAGGAGUUCGUCAAUCAGGGCGAAGGGGAGGCGCUGAAGAUCGCCCGUCGGGCGCGCAACGACCUGGAAGCCUUCGCCGACGAAUGGAAGGGCUUGACGGAGAGAAAGCGGUUCAUCGAGCUAGAGGAGGCCCAGAUCGUGGAGCAGAUGGACACGCAGCAACUCCGUUCUGAUCAGCUGACGGAGUUGGUGACGGCCAUCGGCCAGCUGGAGCUCGUCCAAAGUGACGACACGCGGGUCCAGUUCGACCAGGUCACCGACAAGCUCGAGGCUCUACAGACCAGGUACCAAGCCGAGAUUGACGAAUACCGGCUGCCCGAGGUUGCGGUGGCCGCGCUGCACCCGCUCUUCCGUCGGGCGAUGGAGGACUGGGAGCCGCUCCAAGACCCGACCUUCCUAGUAUCCAAUCUCCACCGUCUCCGGCCCCUCCUAACGCGGAAAAAGAACAGCGAGCCAACCCAACGACAGUCGACCACCCCCUACGAGACCAUGAUCUACACCCUCUGGCUUCCUCGCGUGCGCUCGGCGCUUCUCAACGAGUGGGACGUGUUCGACUCGUCACCCGCCACCUCCCUCCUCGUCGCCUGGAAAGACCUGCUCCCGCCAUUCGUCUACGCCAACGUGCUUGACCAGCUAGUCGUGCCCAAGCUCGCCGGCGGCUUAAAGGCAUGGAAGCCCCGCGCCAGCAGCCGACGACACGGAUCCUCACCAGCCAACAGUGCCCGAUUCCCCUGGUGGCUCUUCACCUGGCUGCAAUACCUGGACGACCGACACACGAACCCGAAGCAAGCGACAGGGCUCCUAUCCGACGCCAAGCGCAAGUUCCGCGUCGUCCUAGACACCUGGGACCUAGGCCGGGGACUCAUCAGCGGCAUCGAGCUAUGGCGCGACGCGCUAGGCUCCGAGUUCGACGUCUGCCUCCGCAACCACCUGCUACCGCGGCUGGCCCGCCACCUCCGCGAGGACUUCGACGUCAACCCACAAGACCAGGACCUCACGGCCCUCGAGAACGUCCUCAAGUGGCAGCCCUUCUUCAAGCCCAACGUCCUCGGCCUCCUCCUCGUCGCCGAGUUCUUCCCCAAAUGGCACCACAUCCUCUACAUCUGGCUCACCAACGACCCCAACUACGACGAAGUCGCCGAGUGGUUCUCCUGGUGGCGCGGCCAAAUCCCAGCCCCCCUCAACGAGCUCACCAUCGUCGACGACGAAUGGAACAAAGGUCUCCGCUCAAUGGACCUCGCCUCCCGACUUGGCGACCGCGCCGCUACCGAACUUCCUCCCCCCACAGCCCCCGAAACAACCACCACCACCCCUCAGACCUCCCCAAACAAGACCACCAGCCAUCACAGCCACCACCACCAGAACACAAACCCCGAGCCAUGGAAGAAAUCUCCUUCAAAGACAUCCUGGAAUCAUGGUGCCAAGAACAAGGCCUCAUCAUGCUCCCCCUCCGCGAAGCGCACCCACAAAACGGCCAGCCCCUCUUCCGCAUCACCGCCAGCGCAACCGGCAAAGGCGGCGUGGUGGCCUACCUGCAAGGCGACGUCGUCUGGGUGCAGAACAAGCGGGCCAAGGAGGUCUGGGAACCGAUGGGGUUGGAGGAGAGGUUGGUCGAGAAGGCUGAGGGAAAGUAAUUCCUUCUCUUCUCAUCUCUUCUUUUCGAAUUUUCUGGUCUAGUUGUUUACUUGUUUUGGUGCUUUUGAUGACGGUUACGAUAUCCUUUUCUUUUCUAUCUUAUUUUGGAAUCUUGUAUAUUUAUGUUUUACCUGCUUAUGUCGGUAACUAGUGUUCGGGAUGGUGAUAGAAUCCAGCGCCUGUCUUGUAGUACCUAUCUAGCCGAUUUGAGUUAUCAGGCCUAUACAUUGUCCAUCUUCCUUCUCUCUACUCGUCUACUAAUGAACCUCAAUAUAGCUAGUAUUGACAGGAUAAUUCAUACGUAUAUAAAGC